Messenger RNA from Neltuma alba, 1383 nucleotides. RefSeq lists its product as uncharacterized. The transcript is spliced from 9 exons. NCBI's taxonomy places the organism in Eukaryota, Viridiplantae, Streptophyta, Magnoliopsida, Fabales, Fabaceae. Gene Ontology annotation, biological process: retrograde vesicle-mediated transport, Golgi to endoplasmic reticulum. Gene Ontology annotation, cellular component: endoplasmic reticulum; SNARE complex. The coding region runs from base 487 to 1203 and encodes 238 amino acids. Gene Ontology annotation, molecular function: SNAP receptor activity. The record is from RefSeq and is a predicted model, not a curated record.
CUACCCGUCUGGAUCACCGAUCACCGUAUCCUUCUUUCACCCUCACCUCUCCUUCUGCUAGUGCCCCGUCUCCACACUAGCCGGUGUCGGAGAAGCUUAUCUCCCGCGAUAAUCUCGCAGAUUGUGUACGGCGGCUUUAAGCCUCUUUCCCUUGACGAGCUUCCAGAUCCUCGCUGGCGUCGCAUAAAAACUGGGAAAGAGAGGAGGAGAUCAGGCUCAUCGUUGGUCUCAACAUUCCUCUUACAAUCGGAACUCUGCAAUCUGAUAUAGGCAUGCAUCCAAGCAAUUCUCCAUAACAUAGGACCAGAACUUGGGAAACAAGAAAAGAAUAGAAAUUGGGAACGGAAAAGACAGGGUCAGUGCAAACUGUGUCAAGCAGAGCAAGCGAGACGAAGCUUGAGGGAGACAAAGGGAGAGAGAUUGAAGGAAGGAAUAGAGAGAAGGAAGUUGCAAAAUUCAAGCAUUGGAGUUUCACCGAGGGCUCUGAUGGGAAUCAGUAAAAUAGAAGUGAACUUGAGGAGGUUGCUGGCUGCUGCUCCUCAACAGCAAAAUCAAGCAAAACUUGUACAUUAUGUUGCUACUUUACGUGAGCAAUUGGAACAACUGGCUGAAGAGAGGACGCCAGAAGGAUUGCCAAGGGUUUCAAAGGCCGUGCUGAAUGAUUAUUCAGAAAAAAUUGAAGUCAUUGCUUCCAAACUAGCUAAUCCGUUGCCUGAAAUGCAAGCAUCUCAGGACCUCGAAGUAAGCUCUGUUAAAGAAAACCGAUCUGACAUUGGGGAGAAAAAGCAGAUUCCCCUUUCUUCGGGAUUGAGAAGAAGACCUGUGCCUAACCCAAGUACUGAAAAUAAACCUCAUGAACCUGCUGAUGUGGAUUCAGCACCUGUCAAAUUGGAUGCUGAAGCACAUGCGCACAUUGAUAAGCACAGAAAGCUUCAAGAUGAUUUGACUGAUGAGAUGGUCGUGUUGGCAAAGCAACUUAAGGAGAAUAGCCUCAUGAUGAGCCAGUCCCUGCAAAAUACUGAAAAGAUACUUGAUUCUACUGAGAAGGCCAUUGAACAUAGUUUGGCAAGCACAGGUCGUGUAAAUACUCGAGCAACAGCUAUAUAUUCAGAGAGUUCCAAGACCUCAUGCUUGACUUGGCUUCUCAUGUUUGUAAUGACAUGUGUGUUUGUCAUGGUUGUGCUUCUCAUUCGUGUCACAUAACAUUGUACUUCACCUCUCACGUUUUCUUUUCCUGCUCAAAAUGUCAUUUUGCGUAUUUAUGUCAAGAUGUAGGUUUGUUUUUUGCUCUUAGAGCGAAUGCUUUUCUUUUUAUAUUUUGCUGUUAGCGUUCCAUGAAAGAAAGGUUAGAGGACGUAAGUAAAAUAUGAAGUCAAAUAACUA